Messenger RNA from Zasmidium cellare ATCC 36951, 1644 nucleotides. RefSeq lists its product as uncharacterized. Gene Ontology annotation, molecular function: GTP cyclohydrolase II activity. Bases 1 to 1644 code for a protein of 547 amino acids. NCBI's taxonomy places the organism in Eukaryota, Fungi, Ascomycota, Dothideomycetes, Mycosphaerellales, Mycosphaerellaceae. Gene Ontology annotation, biological process: riboflavin biosynthetic process. The transcript is spliced from 3 exons. The record is from RefSeq and is a predicted model, not a curated record.
AUGUCGUCUUCAGAUCUAGCCGACAAGCUGGAUGUCAUCCUCGAAAAGCUCACCAAGCUAGAGAAAGGACAAUCCGAGCUGAGACAAAGCGAUGUCGUACUGAACACCACGGUAGACGCAAUCCAAGGCCGCGUAAAUGCGCUUGCUGGAGUAAAGCAAUCACAAGACGGGAUUGCUCACGAUGCUUCAUAUCCGAGCCCGCGGCUGGGUCCAAACAGCCCCAAGAUCCUCCCUCGUAGCCACCAGAAGCGAGACAGCCUAAGCUCGAUGGAUGGUCAAGCCAAGGACACCAACGGCGAUUCAGCUUCGCCUCCUCCCAGACGCUCGAGCAUCACGUCCAAGAUCAUUCUGACUUCGUACCCCGGCCAAGCAGGUGUUGAUCCCUUGCCGAUGGAAUGGGGUGCAAAGGAUUCCAAGAAACGUGGGCCAGUCGUCGUCUCUCGCAACCCAUCUACCAUCCGGCGGCGAAACGCAAUUGGUGCCCACGGCGGCUCUUACAGCAUCUACUAUGCACUCGCGGUCGCUUCGAAGCAGCUAGAGACAGACCACAAGCCCGAUUACACCAAUACCGAGCCGGCAGAAGACAUCGGUCCUUUCCCCGCUUGGUAUGACCCCAAGAAGAUCGUGGCCAUGGAUCCGUUGGGACAUCUUGCCCCUUGGCUGUACAACGACUACAUCAAGGGCGAGAAUGUUGAGAUUCGUCCUACGAUCGCUGUCACGAGAGCACACAUGAAACUGCCCGAGCUGGAAGAAAGUGUACGAAAGGGCAGAUUAGUACCUGACGGCAAGAUCUGUCUCAACGAGCAAGGCGAGCUCAACGUCACCAAGUUUGCUGUCGAGCCUGUAUGGUAUUUACCCGGUGUAGCCGAGCGGUUCGGUAUCGACGAAGGUACCCUCCGCCGCUCACUCUUCGAGCACACAGGCGGCAGCUACCCUGAACUCAUCACACGAAACGACAUCAAGUUGUUUCUUCCUCCAAUAGGAGGUCUGACAGUGUACUGCUUCGGCGACCCUAAAAAGAUGAGCGACCCGAACGUGAAACUGGCCCUGCGUGUCCACGACGAAUGCAACGGCUCUGACGUGUUCGGCUCAGACAUCUGCACCUGCCGACCUUACCUCAUCUUCGGCAUCGAAGAAGCCGUCAAAGAAGCCCAAAAAGGCGGCAGCGGCGUCGUCAUCUACUUCCGAAAAGAAGGCCGCGCCCUCGGCGAGGUCACCAAGUACCUCGUGUACAACGCACGGAAACGUGGCUCCGACCGCGCGAGCGAGUACUUCAAACGCACCGAGAACAUCGCUGGCGUCAAGGAUAUGCGGUUCCAGGCGCUGAUGCCGGAUAUCCUGCAUUGGUUGGGUAUCACCAAGAUUGACCGGAUGCUCAGCAUGUCGAAUAUGAAACACGAUGCGAUUGUCGAGCAGGGGAUUCCGAUCCAUGAGCGCGUGCCGAUUCCGGAUGAGAUGAUUCCGGAGGAUAGUCGGGUAGAGAUUGAUGCGAAGAUUCAUGCCGGUUAUUUCACGACCGGAAAGGUCAUGACGGUCGAAGAGCUGAACAACGUCAAAGGCCGCGCUUGGGAAGACAUCGACCCCGGGAGCGAGGAUGUCGGGACGGCACAGCAGGAGAGAAGUAGCUAUGUACUGUACCCAUGA